Molecule: messenger RNA, 5865 nt
Organism: Myiozetetes cayanensis
Lineage: Eukaryota; Metazoa; Chordata; Aves; Passeriformes; Tyrannidae
Gene: PPFIBP2
Product: PPFIA binding protein 2
Exons: 29
Coding region: 185-3055 (956 amino acids)
Biological process (GO): neuromuscular junction development
Cellular component (GO): presynaptic active zone
Molecular function (GO): protein binding
Source: RefSeq, a predicted model, not a curated record
ACCGUCGGGCAGGAGCAGAAGCAGGAGCAGGUCAGCGGGACGCUCGGUGUGUAAACGGGGGGGAUUGGACCUCUUGUUUCUCCCUCCUCUCCCCUGCGGUUGGAGUUCAGCGCUCCCCACCACGGGAGGGGUUUUCAAACAGACGCAGCUCCUUAGAAAGAGUAGAGAUCUGAAGAAAUCCCAGAUGAUGGCUUCUGAUGCGAGUCAUAUGCUGGAGGCAGCUUUGGAGCAGAUGGAUGACAUCAUUGCAGGUACAAAGUCAGCUACAGAGUAUGCUAAUGGUGGUUAUGACAUUGUGUCACCUGCUCCAUCAGUGUACUUGGGCACAUUUCAAAUCCUGCAUCUUCUGGAAGAUCUAAAGAUGGCACUGGAAAUGCUGGAGGAUCCUCAGGAGAAAGAAGCAUUGCGAAAUCAAAUUCCAGGGGCCACAGCAGUGCGUCUGCGGGAGUGGUUUGAAGAGAAUCUGUCACAGGUGAAUCAUCAUUCAUCUAAUAAUGAAACUUAUCAAGAAAGGUUGGCACGAUUAGAAGGUGAUAAAGAGUCGCUCAUACUGCAGGUGAGUGUUCUGACAGACCAGGUAGAAGCUCAAGGAGAGAAAAUCCGGGACUUAGAAAUCUGUCUUGAGGGGCAUCAGUUGAAGCUGAAUGCUACAGAAGAAAUGCUUCAACAGGAAUUGCUGAGUCGCACAUCGCUGGAGACACAGAAAUUAGAUCUAAUGGCUGAAGUUUCAGACCUGAAAAUUAAACUGGUUGGUAUGGAAAAGGAACAGAGUGAAUAUGAAGAGAAACAGAACAAAGCUGAGGGUUUGCUACAGGAACUUAGGCACCUCAAAAUUAAAGUGGAAGAACUGGAAAAUGAAAGAAAUCAAUAUGAGUGGAAAUUAAAAGCAACUAAAGCCGAGAUAGCCCAGCUUCAAGAGCAAUUAGCUCUCAAAGAUGCAGAGAUAGAACGCCUGCAAAGUCAACUCUCUAGGACCUCAUCAUACAGUGAAGUGGCAGAAAGAGAGGAAGUUUAUAGGAGAAGGCUAAAAGAAAAACAUCAAGAAGUUCAGCGACUGAAGAUAGGAAUGGAAUCACUAUUGGCUGCAAAUGAAGAAAAGGACCGUCGAAUAGAGGAGCUAACGCUGUUGCUAAGCCAGUACAGGAGGGUCAAAGAGAUCAUGAUUGCAGCUCAUGGCUCUUCUGUCUCUGGUGGCAGUGAAGAGGAAGCUGAGGUAACUUUAAGGAAGUGGAAUCUUUUGGAUAAUUCUCAAGGAGAAUUACUAAAAACAGAGGCCUCUUCAGGAGAAUUGUCACAAGCUGUGCUCCCUCCAGUGCCACACAAAGCUAUGGAAAUCAGUGGAAGCAUUUCAGUAUCUUCGACUAAUUUGACCUCUCCACAAGAAGAAUCUUUGGAAAUCAUAUAUAGGGUUCCACAGGAAAAAAAGUCAAGUAGUUUAGAAGACUUGCAGAGUGAAUCCAUGGAGAAGUAUGUAGAUGGAAAACCAGCACAACCUGUUGUAGAACAAGAGAGUAAGCCAGUUGUGAAGGGCAGCAAGUACCAAACUUUGCCAGGAAAGAUGCCCCGACCCUUGCAGAAUGGAGAGCAGGGAACAUAUCACUCUCCAGAUGGAUGUGGGAUGAAUGACAGUGAGGAAAACGGCGUCCCGGGCCUGAAUCGCAUCAGGAGUGUCAGUGCACCAGUGCUAGGAGAAACAGAGAACAUGGAUGGUACAGUAGUCUCAGAUGACCUUUCACCUCUUUCUUCGGGAACCGAUUCAGGUCUGCAGUCUCCAUGGUCUCCAGAAAACAGAAAGAGUCCAAAAGGGAUCAAGAAAAUCUGGGGAAAAAUAAGAAGAACUCAGUCAGGUAACUUCCCUGCAGACGACCUGGGGUUGGCAGAGUUCCGAAGAGGUGGUCUCCGUGCUACAGCUGGGCCUCGGUUAUCCCGGUCCAAGGACACCAAAGGCCAAAAGAGUGACUGCAAUGCUCCAUUUGCUCAGUGGAGCACUGAGAGAGUUUGUAACUGGCUUGAGGACUUUGGUCUCGGCCAGUACGUCAUUUUUGCACGGCAGUGGGUGAUGUCGGGCCACACGCUGUUAACUGCCACACCUCAGGACAUGGAAAAGGAAAUGGGAAUAAAGCAUCCACUGCACAGGAAGAAAUUAGUUUUGGCCAUUAAGUCAAUAAAUGCAAAACAAGAUGAGAAGUCUGCACAACUUGAUCAUAUCUGGGUGACACGAUGGCUUGAUGAUAUUGGCUUACCUCAGUACAAAGACCAGUUUCAUGAAUCCAGAGUUGAUGGGAGGAUGUUGCAGUACUUAACUGUGAAUGACCUUCUCUUUCUGAAAGUCACCAGUCAGCUACAUCAUCUGAGUAUUAAAUGUGCCAUUCAUGUGCUGCAUGUCAACAAUUUUAACCCCCACUGUCUACGCAGGAGACCGGUUGAGGAGAACAAUGUGUCACCUUCUGAUGUGGUUCAGUGGUCCAAUCACAGAGUGAUGGAAUGGCUCAGAUCAGUGGAUCUGGCAGAAUAUGCACCAAACCUUCGAGGAAGCGGAGUGCACGGGGGCCUGAUUAUUCUCGAACCUCGCUUCAACGGUGACGUGCUGGCCAUGCUCCUGAAUAUCCCACCUCAAAAGACCCUCCUGCGCCGCCACCUCACCACCAAUUUUAAUGUAUUAAUUGGACCUGAAGCACAGCAAGAAAAAAGAGAAAUAAUGGAGUCAGCAGCAUACACACCUCUGACCACCACUGCCAAAGUUCGGCCAAAGAAACUUGGAUUUUCCCAUUUUGGAAACUUAAGGAAAAAGAAAUUUGAUGAAUCAACAGACUACAUUUGCCCUAUGGAUACAAACCCAACUGCUACGAAUGGUACUCCAAAAAACUACAGUGGAUACAAAGGACUUAGUCCUUUCACUGAUAGGGAACUGGAUCAGAUGGAACACUCAGAAGGCACAGUAAUGCAAAUAGGGGCUCUUUCUCAAGGCAUAAGCCAGCUUACGACGCUGUUAAGCCAGGAUGAAAUGCUGAAUGACAGCAAGUUUUUAGCACCUACCUUUGAAGACUGGAGAUGAUGUUCCAGCCUGACCAAGAACACUACUCAAUACCUCAUGCCUGUUGUAAGUGGCCAGAAGCAGCUGGAGGCCCUGGUGCAGGCUGGCUUUACCUCUCUUCUACUACUGUGACUUAGCACAUAGCAUUUAAUGUAGCCAUACGUUACAGGUAGCUCUCCUCUGUGCUGUUUUUCCAUAUAGUGUCAUAUGAAAUAGGUGUUGGGAGAAGCACCGGACUCAUAUCCAUUGUCUGGAAAGUCUAGACUGGCACCAUGUUUUACCCUUUUAUUCAGUCCUCUUUUACAUGGUAUGUUAUAUGAAAGACCUUUUGUAAUUUUUUAUUUUUAUAAUUAACUUGUAAUGCAGGAAUCAUUAAUACUAUUGUACCAUGUGGGCUUCCAUCAGAGCUACCUGGAAAUUCAGAUGGAUGCUGGUGAGUGCAGCAGUGAUGGCUCACUCAGUACUACUCUGGCCUUGCCAGACUGGUUCCCAAAAAGGAUUUUAACUUCUCAUCCCUUUCACUGGCACAUGUCCUGCCCUCUUUUUAUCUAAGUGCAGUGUUAAAGAAUGGAAGUGCAGGGAAGAAAGGAAUAUAAUGCUAUCCAUCAAGCCCUUGAUUUUAUCAGGAGGACAACAAGCUGGCAUGUUCACAAAUCUUUCCCUGAUGCAAAGAGAUGCUGAACUACAGCACUGUAACUCCAAGACUACCAGAAAAGUAUCAUAAUAAAACAAAUAUUUAUUUCCUUAAAACACCUGACAAAACAGAUAUGUUGCUAUUCUGCUGAGCUAGGCAUGACUGCAGCCUCUGACUACUUACUUGAGGGGCUGCUUGAGGGUGAAACUGUCUCCUUUACAGCAGCAAUUACCUGUGGCAUCUGUUUAUAUAUGCCUCUCCUGUAUUCAUGAGUACUAACAAGCUAUGUUAGUAAAUAGGGAAAUGCCAGACAGAAAUCUGCUUAGUUGUAAGGAAAAGACUUAGUAUCUGGCUGGUUUGUCUUACUCUGACUCUCUUGCAACACUGACUGCAUCGUGUUGGUUUACAUACUAAUAGAGCCUGAGGGUAGGUCACUCCCAGCCACAACCCUCCCAAACAAAGGGGAAAUCUCCAGUAUUGUCCAGAGCAUGCAGCAAGGGCUCCUUGAGAACUACCAGUGGCACUUUUUGAGGUGACCUAUCCUACCCUUCACCCCAUGAGUUUCUCAUGGCAGACCUUGGAGUGUACAGUCAGAUUUAAGAAGCUAAAUACAUGGGUUUUAUGGUUCAAAAUGGUAAAGCCGAAAGUUGCUGAAAAAUUAGAUAAUGGAAAAUCCAGAGGCAUGACAAAUCAGUCUGCAGAUCAGCCAACUACAAAUGUUUAAUAAAAGGUAUUACAUGUACCCAUCUGGCAAUGCAGCUAGUACUAGUGACCAGAUCAGGUACCAUGGGCAUUUGAAAUACCUUUCCAGGUUAAUUACCCAGCAAAAUUAUUACAGUACUGCAAAUGGUAUAAACUGCUCCAGCAAAGGCAGUCUUAGUAUAUCACUGGGAUAUUCCAAACAGAUUUUCCCAUUUCCUUCAAAGCUGUAUUUAUAACUCAGUGUGGUGUUGUGCUAACUUGGUUGUGAAUAGUCAAUCUACAAAAUUAUUAAUUUUUUUUUAAAUAUAAGUGUAAUUGGCAUUACACUGGUAUAAAUGCUUAUUUUUUUACUGUUAUCAAUAUUCUGAAUGUUCCUUUAUCUCUUCCUGACUGUGGAAUGAUUUAAUGCAAAUACAAGUAGCUGACGUCACACCAGGGACAGAAUCCCAGUCUGAAUCCUCAUGUCUUUCCUUGCAUUAUUGCUACAAAUGUAGCUGAUAAAGUACAAAACCCCUAUGUCAGUUUUAAACAACUAGACUCCUUUAGGUUUGCUUUAGAUGAAUAAAAAUAUUUAGUAAACACAUAUCUUAACUGCUGAAGAAACAAGUCAGCUGGCCCAGGGAUUUGUCGAAUAGUGUGAACUAAGUGUUCACUACUUAGAGUGAACUAAGUCCUGGAAAUGAACAUGAAGGACUUCAGGCACUGAAGACUAGAAAUUCAGUGCUAAGUGGUAAAAACUCCAAUGAGGCACUACUUGAGUGUAAGAUCAACUCAGCAUAGUUUACACCAGGCAAAAAGAAGCCAUGAUAUCUCUCAAGCAAAGGAAAUUUCUUAGCAAGCCCCAAGAGAAUGACAUGCAAAUGAUGCAACAUCACUUGGCAGUGCUUCUUUAGCUAAGGUUGUUAGAAGACAGCAUGAAGGCAUGUAAUCCUCCCAAAUAAAUUUCACACUAAUGAGAAUUUCUGUUACAAUAACAUGUAAUUUUCAUGUUUUACCCAAAUUCUGUUCACUUUUUCAGAAGCAGACUGUGACUUCUUAAGUCCCUGAUAAAAGGGCUGUAAAACAGCAUUAAAAUAAAAAGAAAAAAAACCAAAACACAAAAAACCUUGUGCUUUGUACUUUCCUUCCCCAAGGAAGGAAAUUCACUAAAUGAAUUACCUAUGGAGCAGUCAGGUGAUCCUACAUCAGUUUCAUAACCCAUGUUGAGAAAUAAGUGGUUUUAUCUCUCUCUCCUACCUCUCUGAUUACACUUAAUUUUCUUUUCCUCAGAAUUCAUUUUCAUACUAACUCUUAAGAGGUUAGACUAAGUUACUGCCACACAACUCAAGAUGAUUUAUCAACUUCUUAGUAUUAAAACACAGAAGGGUAACUAUGAAGUUAUAAACCACAGAAAUUACUUCUAGGGGUUAAAAACAAUCACACACACAAACACAAAAAGUGCUGCACAGUUACAUAUCAAUUGUUUGUAUAGGAAAAUACACAGUACUUACAAAAA